AUGUCGGGGCUUGACAGCAACCCGUUCGCUGACCCGGUGGACGUGAACCCCUUCCAGGAUGCCUCAGUCACACAAGCUAUCGGCGGGGUCUAUGAAACCACCGGAGAGUAUAACCCGUUCACUGCAAAUGAAAUGGGAAAGUUCACUGGGACAACCAUCCCAGUCUCUAAAGCCUCCUCAUCACAACCUGCUGUACUUCCGACUUCUGUGGAGCAAAGUCCACAAGCUACGGCAGCAGCUGCUCAGGCUAAUCUGGUCAGGCAGCAGGAGGAGCUGGAGAGGAAAGCCGCAGAGCUGGAGCGAAAGGAGCAGGAGCUGCAGAACAGGAGCAGCAGAGUCUCCAACCCAGGAGCUAAAGAAAACAACUGGCCGCCUCUUCCAAGGUUCUUUCCCAUAAAGCCGUGCUUCUAUCAGAACUUUGAGGAGGAUAUCCCAGAAGACUACCGCAGAAUAUGCAAGAGAAUGUACUACCUCUGGAUGUUCCAUAGCGCCACCCUGUUCCUCAACAUCCUGGCUUGCCUGGCUUACUUCACCGCUGACGCUGGUAAAGGUGUGGACUUCGGUCUGUCCAUCCUGUGGUUCAUCCUCUUCACCCCUGUGUCUUUCGUCUGCUGGUACAGGCCGGUUUACAAAGCCUUCAGGUCUGACAGCUCCUUCAGCUUCUUUUUCUUCUUUUUUGUUUUCUUCUUCCAAGUGGCAGUGUACAUUAUCCAAUCAGUGGGCAUUCCCUCAUGGGGAAACAGUGGAUGGAUCUCAUCAAUUAGCAUGAUUCGUACGAACUUGGCAGUUGCCGUGGUUAUGAUGGUAGUGGCUGGUUUUUUCACCGUCAACGCUGUGUUGGGUGUCAUCCUGCUGAAAAUGGUCCACUCCAAGUACAGAAAUUCAGGCGCCAGCUUCUCCAAGGCUCAGCAGGAGUUUUCCCAGGGAGUCCUGACCAACCGCACCUUCCAGAGCGCCGCCUCUAGUGCUGCCACCUCUGCUGCCACCUCUGCUGCCCAGGGGGCCUUCAGCAAUAACCAAGGGAAUUAAACUGCUCCAGAAAAUUACCUGGAGGACUCAGGCUAGUAUUUUCUAACCAGCAAGCCGUGACUACAUGUAAACAGUACGAUUAGUUGUACGGAACAGACUUUGAUCAUUUUACAGAAAUUUGCCAAAAGAACAAUCAGAAACUCACAAAAUGGCAUUAUGACGUGUAUAAAUCCUGCAUCUCAAACACAGCUAAAACAAGAAUGUUGACGCAAGCAUGCCUUGAACAUGGCCUGGUAGUUUUGACAUUUGAGACUGCCUUUUAUCAGUGUGCAAUAUGUUGUAAUGUGCAGCUAUCUGAAGCUGGUUUAAAACAAAUUAGCCAAACCAAAACGAGACCUUAAGAACAAAUCUGAUAUUGGUGUAUGAUUAUUAAUGAGUUGAUCUUCACCAUAUAGCAUCCAGAGCCUAUCCACCUUAUUCCUAGGCCCCAUUAGGCUUUGCGUGAUUUAUGGGCGCGACUUCCGGCGCAAACCGGAACCACCAUUUGUUUACAUGAUAGCAACUCGUUAACAGGUUAAUGUGUGGUUCGGUUCUAGUCCAGUAGGGGAAGAUUAUCCGUAUUACGGUCUGAAGCGCAGCAGCUGCGGUCAUUUCUCCGCUGAUUUGCAGCGUCACUCAGCAACCAGAACCUCGGGGUUCUGGUUCUGAUGGACUAAAUAAACCCAGAUAUUUUAUUUUAUCUUACAGAAAUUUAUUGCUGGCCCAAACAUAAUGAUAAAACACACUUGAUGCAGCCACUUCAUGAACUUUAUUAUUUUUUAAAUUUAAAUGAAAAAUAAAAUUCACAUCACACCAAGCUAAUAUUAUGUAGUUCUGCUGUUUUAUACUGUCGGCACAAACCUGCAGCUCAGAAGUUCUCUGCUUUUUUCCUCUUUAUUACUGUCAGUUCUUCAGAGAAACGAGCUGCUAGCUGUGCUGUUAAUUCACGGUUAUUCCGUUAUAAAACUUAACGCUGUGUUCCUGCCUCUCCCCGUGAUUAAACACAUAAUUACAAUCUUCUGUUUUAGCAGUUCUCUGAUAGCAGACAGUGUCCUUAAACAAGUUUUACUAAAUAUUGUACAACAACCGAAAAGAGAGAUGCAACUUCUAUCAUGAAUAUAGAUUAGCCAAAAACCCUACAAAUUACAAUGAAAUACUACUGCUUCCGGUGGGCGCCGGAAGUAAGACCCAUAAUCGUUUCCCCAGUAAGCCUCCCAGGAAUAAGGUGGAUAAAGUAUCAUUCUGAUCUGAGCGUUAGUACUUACAACAAACUAUGUACCAAGUUUUGUUUUUUGUUGUAAAUUUUGUUACUGUUUUUCUGCUCUCUAAAUUUGGUGUGGUUUUUUUGUUAGUCUUUUCUUUUAUAUAUGAGAUGUACGUGAGCUGAUUACUAAUGAAGGUGAUGGGAUGAAGGUUUGUCUUUGUUCGCUUUUAAUCGGCUUACUGAGUUUUGAUGGAAUGUGUUUAAAAGGGUAAAUGAAGAUGUGAUCUUUGAGGGGGCUGCUAAGUUUUUAUUCAAUAUUUACUUGUGAAGGAAAUGUCUGUUUUCAGUCAUAACUGAGCCUUCCUGUAAUUACCAAGUAAUGCAUUCAGGUUUAGUGCAAAAUUACUGAUGAAUACUAGAUGGUCUGAAAAACCAGAAUACUUACAGGGGACAUAGUAAAUAUUACCAAGUUACUUCAUGGUUACUAGGAUUUAUAAGACUUGGCAUGUAAUUGUAUAUAAAACUCAUGACUUCUAUAUUUAUGGUAUCAUGUUUGUGUCUUUUUAACUAGUUCCAAAAAAAAUUAAUAUGAUUGUAUAUCUGUGGAAGGAUUGUAUGUCUGUGGAAGGAUUGUAUUGUAGUUUCCUGUUAUGAUCAAAAUGUGUUGUACAUAUGUUUAUUUAAACUAUUUACUGGAUGGGCAUGUGUUGGAAAAUAGUUGUGUUUGAACAAGCAAUAAACAUUGAUUUAAACUAAA
Xiphophorus couchianus (Monterrey platyfish) is the source of this 2969-nucleotide messenger RNA. RefSeq names its product secretory carrier membrane protein 2, like (gene scamp2l). Bases 1 to 1029 code for a protein of 342 amino acids. The transcript is spliced from 9 exons. The record is from RefSeq and is a predicted model, not a curated record. Gene Ontology annotation, cellular component: recycling endosome membrane; trans-Golgi network membrane. Gene Ontology annotation, biological process: protein transport. Lineage: Eukaryota; Metazoa; Chordata; Actinopteri; Cyprinodontiformes; Poeciliidae.